CCAUAACACAAAUGCCAUAAUAACAACAACAUGCGACCACCUCACCUCUAUUUCAUCCUCAUACAAUUUCUUCCACUCUUUUCCCAUCAUGUGAUCGCCACCGUUCCGGCCAUAAUUGUCUUCGGUGACUCCACCGUCGAUGCCGGAAACAAUAAUGUUAUCGCCACCCUCCUCAAAAGUAACUUUGGUCCUUAUGGCCGUGAUUUCAUCGGCGGUGAGCCUACCGGACGCUUUUGCAAUGGUCGUCUUGCUACCGACUAUAUUGCAGAGGCUUUUGGACUUGGCUCCACCAUUCCUGCUUAUCUUGAUCCUGCUUUUGAUAUUAAGGAUUUUAUGACUAGUGUUUGCUUUGCUUCGGCCGGAACUGGCUUCGACAUCGCCACUUCUGAAGUGCUAAAUGUGAUACCACUAGAGAAGGAAGUGGAGUAUUUUGGAGAGUAUCAAGAGAAGUUGAGGAAUUAUGUUGGUGAAUCAAAGGCCAAGCAAAUAGUUAAUGAAGCAAUCUACAUUGUUAGCAUAGGGACAAAUGACUUCUUGGAAAACUACUACGCACUAAUAACAGGGAGAUUCAAGCAAUACACAAUUGAAGAGUUCGAGGAUUUUCUAGUGGAAUUGGCUGCAAAAUUCUUUAGUGAAAUAUACUAUUUGGGAGCUAGAAAGAUUGCAUUCACUGGACUAAGUCCAAUUGGGUGUCUUCCAUUGGAGAGGACCACCAAUUUGUUACAUGGUGGUGCUUGCAUUGAAGAGUACAACAAGGUAGCAAAAGACUUCAAUUCCAAGAUGAUGGCAAAGAUUUAUGAAUUGAAUGCUGAACUUCCAGGCAUAAGAUUGAUCUUCCUUGAUAUCUACAACACUGUUCUUCACAUCAUCCAAAAUCCUUCUUCCUAUGGAUUUGAAAACUCCCGGCGAGGAUGCUGUGCGACCGGGUUGUUUGAAAUGAGCUACCUCUGCAACCAAUGGAGUCAUGCCACGUGUCCAGAUGCAGACAAAUACGUGUUCUGGGACUCAUUCCACCCGACCCAAAAAAUGAACCGGAUCAUGGCCCAAUAUGCUGUGGACACCUACAUGCGCUUUUUCAUUUAAGUAAUUAUUAUAAUCAUUAUUUUCAUAUAUAUAUACCCCUAUGAAUUUAUAAUACUUGUAUAUGAGCGAUGCAAAAAUAAGUGGUGAAAUUUGUUUUGUGUAUAUUUACUACCAUUGAAGAGGUUCUCACCUUAAGAAACAUGAAAUUAUAAAUUUUUAUUAUAGGGGUGUUUAUGUAAUUGUGUGAUUUACCAGGGUAUAUAUGUAAAAAAUUUAAGUCUAUUUGAGACUCAA
Molecule: messenger RNA, 1317 nt
Organism: Dioscorea cayenensis subsp. rotundata (Guinea yam)
Lineage: Eukaryota; Viridiplantae; Streptophyta; Magnoliopsida; Dioscoreales; Dioscoreaceae
Product: GDSL esterase/lipase At4g26790
Exons: 4
Coding region: 31-1083 (350 amino acids)
Molecular function (GO): hydrolase activity, acting on ester bonds
Source: RefSeq, a predicted model, not a curated record